Lachancea sp. 'fantastica' is the source of this 1032-nucleotide messenger RNA. The record is from the annotation of a GenBank genome assembly. Lineage: Eukaryota; Fungi; Ascomycota; Saccharomycetes; Saccharomycetales; Saccharomycetaceae.
AUGAGUGUUGCCCUUGAAGAUGACAGUGGUGCUUCACCAUCGCUCGAAAAAACCACGGAUCUUGAAGGCCGGACUGUGUAUCAGGACAUGAAUCAAGAAUACAUCAGUGCCGACGCAGAUUUGACCAGGGACUUGCCAGAAGAUACCGAAGCCGUUGAAUUGGUACAUUUGCGAAUCCAAUCGAUAGAGGAUCUCGAACUGCAUCGGUUUCAACACUUAAAAACGCUGUGUUUGAGACAAAACCUGAUUGAAAGUAUGAGUGAGGUCGAAGUGCUUCCUGCAGCUACCAUGGAGGAGAUCGACUUGUAUGACAACAAAAUCAAACACAUUUCCAGCAGUGUAAACCGACUCACAGAACUCAAGAGUCUGGACUUGUCUUUCAACAAGAUCAAGCACAUCAAAAACGUCGACCAGCUCACAAAGCUCGAACAUCUGUAUUUCGUGCAGAACAAGAUCUCCACGAUCGAAAACUUGAGCACACUCAAAGCAUUGAAAAAUCUAGAAUUGGGUGGUAAUCAGAUUUCCCGCAUCGAGCCCGAAUCCUUCCUGGGACUCGAAAAUCUGCAGCAGCUAUGGCUGGGUAAAAACAGCAUCCCACGCUUGAUGCACCUGGAUCAUCUGCGUAACUUGCGCAUCUUGUCCAUCCAGUCUAACAAGCUCACCAAAAUUGAGGGUCUCGAGCAGCUGCCCAAUCUGGAAGAACUGUAUUUGUCGCACAAUUUCAUUUCAAAAAUAGAGGGCCUCGAACACAAUCCUCGGCUGAACACUUUAGACAUCACAUCUAAUAAGAUCACCAAAAUCGAAAAUUUGAGUCAUCUCACCAAACUCACCGAUCUAUGGCUGUCGUUUAACCAGAUCGACCAGACCAUUGAAUCCGUCGGCGACGAAUUGCGAGACUUGCCGGAGUUUGAGACCAUUUAUCUCGAGGGAAAUCCAAUUGAGAAAAACUCUGGAACCGUUUACAGACGUAAACUUGUUCUCAACUUGGGACCUAGUCUGCAAAAGAUUGAUGCCACGUAUAUUCGCGGAUGA